AUGCUAACCAUCGCACAAAAAGUUGGACUUCUGGACAUGCUAAAGGAAGGUAGAAGUUACGCGGCUGUAGGGCGCCAUUACGGAAUAAAUGAAUCUUCGGUUCGUUGCAUAAAGAAGGAGGAAAAUAACAUAAGGACGACAGCAGCAAUAAGUUUCAACAAGGAUGCAAAAAGGGUUGUAACUGUCCGCAACAAGACCAUCGUAAGGAUGGAGUCUGCUUUAGCUUUGUGGAUCAGUGACUGCAGGAAAAAGAACAUUACGCUGGAUACCAACAUUAUCCGCACAAAAGCUAAAAAGCUUUAUGAAACUUUUGCUGACAGCGAUGACGUCCAUGACAGCGAGGAGCAGGAUGAUGCGGAGCCCAGGCCAUCGACGAGUGCUUUUCACGCAGAACCAAGCCCAUUUAAUGCCAGCAAGGGCUGGUUUGACAAAUUUCAGAAACGCUUUGGACUUAAAAGUGUUUCACUGCAUGGAGAGGCCGCCUCUGCGGAUACCGCUGGAGCAGAGGCAUACGCGAACAACAAAUUUAAAGCGAUCAUCGAGGAAGGGAGAUAUAAGCCUGAACAAGUUUUUAAUAUGGAUGAGACAGGCUUAUUUUGGAAACGAAUGCCCUCUCGCACCUUUAUAAUGCAGGACGAAGCCAAAGCCCCAGGAUUCAAGGCCCAAAAAGAUCGCGUGACUCUGGUUAUGUGUGGAAAUACCGCGGGCUUUAUGAUAAAACCGGGGCUUAUUUAUAGGUCAAAAAAUCCAAGAGCCCUAAAAAACAAAAAUAAGAAUGCGUUGCCCGUUUACUGGAUGCACAACGCAAAGGCUUGGAUUACAAAAGCGCUCAAUCUGAAUUGGUUCAAAGAGUGUUUCAUCCCGGAGGUCAAGCGUUAUUUGAGAGGAAAAGGACUAGACUUUAAAGUGCUUCUGCUCGUAGACAACGCCGGAGGCCACACUGAUGAUUUGUCGUAUGAUGGUGUGCCAAUCGAAUUUCUGCCGCCAAACACUACAUGGCUGAUUCAGCCCAUGGACCAAGGCAUCAUUCGCGCUUUCAAGGCUCUCUAUACGCGCAACACCCUGCAACAUCUUGUUGAGGCUAUGGACUCAGAUCAAUAUUUCUCACUAAAGGACUACUGGCGUGAAUACACCAUUGCAUCAUGUCUCCAAAAUAUUCAGAGAGCCAUUCAGGAGAUGAAAACUGAAACUUUAAAUGCCUGCUGGAAAAAAAUGUGGCCAGAGGCAGUGCACAACCCUACCGAAUGCUCUCUUGAUGAGAUCCAUCACUCUGCGGUAGAUACAGCUGUGAAUCUGGCUAAACAGCUUGGGGGAGAUGGCUUUAAUGAUAUGACUCCUGAUGACAUAAUGCCCUGA
This is a messenger RNA of Anguilla anguilla (European eel), 1356 nucleotides long. RefSeq names its product tigger transposable element-derived protein 1-like. NCBI's taxonomy places the organism in Eukaryota, Metazoa, Chordata, Actinopteri, Anguilliformes, Anguillidae. Gene Ontology annotation, molecular function: DNA binding. The record is from RefSeq and is a predicted model, not a curated record. The transcript has a single exon. Gene Ontology annotation, cellular component: nucleus. The coding region runs from base 1 to 1356 and encodes 451 amino acids.